AUGGACUGUGAGCCGUCACUGAAAGUCUGGGUUGUUGACCGUGAGCUGGCGGAUGCUCUGCCUCGCUGGGCCCUGAUAUCUGCUGGGAGUGAGUUCCUCCAAGUGGGAGUCGGAGCGGAAAAGACCCUGGCUCUGGUGGACGACAGCAGAACGUCCUUGGGGCCGGGGACCACCAGUAAAUUACUGUCGGAGGAUCUGCUGGUGGUGGGAGCUCCUUACGAAACCAACGGGCAGCAGAAAACCGGGGAUGUCUACAAGUGUUCCGUGGAUGUCGAAGCCAACAGUACCUGCUCCAAGCUCAACCUCGGCCGAGUCACUCUUUCCAAUGUGUCGGAACGCAAGGAUAACAUGCGGCUGGGUCUGAGCUUGACCACAAACCCCAAAGACAACAGCUUUCUGGCCUGCAGCCCUCUCUGGUCUCAUGAGUGCGGAAGUUCUUACUACACCACAGGAAUGUGCUCCCGGGUGAACUCCAACUUCAGAUUCUCCAAGACUGUUGCUCCAGCCCUCCAGCGAUGCCAAACGUACAUGGACAUAGUUAUUGUGCUGGACGGCUCCAACAGCAUCUAUCCCUGGGUGGAAGUCCAGCAUUUCCUGAUCAGCAUCUUGAAGAAGUUUUAUAUUGGUCCAGGCCAAAUACAGGUUGGAGUUGUGCAGUAUGGGGAGAACGUCGUGCACGAGUUUCACUUGAAUGACUACAGGUCUGUGAAGGACGUGGUGGCCGCUGCCAGCCAUAUCGAGCAGAGGGGAGGCACAGAAACCCGGACCGCGUACGGGAUUGAGUUUGCACGCUCAGAAGCGUUCCAGAAAGGAGGGCGGAAAGGAGCCAAAAAAGUGAUGAUUGUCAUAACGGACGGAGAAUCCCACGACAGCCAGGACCUCGAGAAAGUGAUCGAGGACAGCGAGAAAGAGAACGUCACCAGAUAUGCCGUGGCAGUGCUUGGUUAUUACAAUCGACGUGGAAUCAACCCCGAAGCCUUCCUGAAAGAAAUAAAAUUCAUAGCAAGCGACCCGGAUGAAAAGCAUUUCUUCAAUGUCACUGAUGAAGCCGCUCUGAAAGAUAUCGUCGAUGCUCUCGGAGAAAGGAUUUUCAGUUUGGAAGGCACCAACAAGAAUGAAAUAUCCUUUGGGCUCGAAAUGUCCCAGACGGGAUUUUCAUCACACAUUGUGGAAGACGGGGUGUUGCUCGGAGCGGUCGGUGCUUACGACUGGAACGGAGCCGUGCUCAAGGAGACCAGCAGUGGCAAAGUUGUUCCCCACCGGGAAUCCUACCUCCAGGAAUUCCCAGAGGAGCUGAGGAAUCACGGAGCAUACUUAGGCUACACCGUCACCUCAGUGGUGUCUACGGGACAUGGCAGGUUUUAUGUUGCAGGAGCACCCAGAUUCAACCACACAGGGAAAGUGAUCAUUUUCACCAUGCACACUGACCGGAACCUCUCGAUCCACCAGUCAUUGAAAGGGGAGCAGAUUGGUGCCUAUUUUGGAAGUGAAAUCAGUUCGGCAGAUGUUGAUGGCGACGGGGUCACCGAUGUCCUCUUGGUCGGAGCUCCCAUGUACUUCAGCGAAGGGCGAGAGAGGGGAAGGGUGUACGUCUAUGUUCCAAAAGAGGACCGAUUUAUUGCCAAUGGGACCCUGGAAGACUUCCCAAGCUACCAGAACUCCCGCUUUGGUUCCUGCAUAGCAUCUGUUCCAGACUUGAAUCAGGACUCCUAUAAUGACGUCGUUGUGGGCGCACCUCUCGAAGAUGAGCACCAGGGAGCCAUAUAUGUCUUCCAUGCCUACAAGGACAACCUUGUACGGAAAUAUAAGCAGAGAAUCGCAGCAGCAGACCUUUCUCCGAGGUUGAUGUAUUUUGGGUGCAGCAUCCAUGGGCAGUUGGACCUGAAUGAAGAUGGGCUGGUCGACCUGGCCGUGGGCUCCCUCGGAAAUGCUGUGCUGUUAUGGUCCCGCAGUGUGGUCCGCAUCCGAGCCAGCGUCCAGUUUGAUCCGCUUAAGAUCAACAUCUUCAACAAGGACUGCACCCGGAACGGAAAGGAAGCCACGUGUCUGUCUGCCCUGGUUUGCUUCACAGCUGUCUUCCUCUCGGCGCACUUUCAGACAGCCAGCGUGGCACUGAAUUACAACGUCACUCUUGACGAACGCCGGUACGUCCCACGCGCCCAUCUGGAUGAAAAUGGAGACCGGCACGCCCACAAGGCGGCCAUGUUGUUUGCGGGGCAAGAACACUGUGACCGGCUGGAUUUCCACGUUAUGGACACGGCCGAUUACGUGAAGCCCAUGACUUUCUCCAUUGAUUAUGCCUUGGAUGGUUCUGACAGUGGUCCGGUGCUGGAUGACGGGUGGCCGACCUCCCUGAAAGUCGCUGUGCCUUUCUGGAAUGGAUGCAAUGAGGAUGAACACUGCAUCCCUAAUUUGGUCCUUGAUGCUAAAGCUGACCUUCCGAGUGCCAUGGAGUAUUGCAGACGUAUCCUGAGAAAGUCGCAUUCGGAUUGCUCGUCCUACGCGCUGUCUUUUGACACCUCCGUUUUUGUCAUAGAGAAUUCCAGGAGGAGGGUGGCCGUCGAAGUGGCGCUGGAGAACCGAGGGGAAAAUGCAUAUAACACCGUUCUAAACAUUUCCUUCUCGCGAAACCUGCGGUUUGCAAGCUUGAUCCAAAAGGUUCAUACGCUGACCGCGUGGGUUGACUACAGGGUCCCUUCCUUCCUCAGCUGCUUCUCUUUUUCCCCCUCCUUCAGGACUUCCAGCCAGAACUAUUAUGAAAUUGUGUCUAACGAUUCCCUGGAGAGAGACGACAGUGUUGGGCCGCCCUUUAACUGCACUUUCAAGCUUCAGAACCUGGGCCUCUUUCCGGUCGAUUGGUUGGCUAUCAGAAUCACAGUCCCGGUGGCCACCCGGGGAGGCAACCGCCUGCUGCAGCUGCUGGAUUUCAAGGUUGUCGAUGAGGAAAGUACGAUCUGCACCAUUGGAGGCAACAACACAGACUACCGAAGGACCCCUUCGGACGAAGACCUGGGCCGCCACCCCCAGCUGAACCACAGCAACUCCGACGUGAUCCUGAUCGAGUGCAGCGUGACUCUGGCGGCCGGUGAAGAAGCGAGCUUCGGCCUGCACGGCCAUCUGUGGAUGAAGUCACUCCGAGCUCUGAAGUUCAAGUCGCUGAGAUUCGUGAUCAACGCCGCCUUGCAGAGGGGUUUCCGCAGUGCCUUUGUCUUCCGAGAAGAGGAGCCCAGUCGGCAGAUAACGUUUGAAAUCUCCAAGCUGGAAGAGUCCCACGUCCCCAUCUGGAUCAUCAUCGGGAGCACGCUCGGGGGCCUCUUGCUGCUGGCACUCCUCGUGCUGGCACUGUGGAAGCUCGGCUUUUUCAAAAGUGCCAGUCGCAAGAGGGACCGAACGCAAGACCAGAACUCCAAAGACUUGGACUGAGGCCUCCGGUUCCCAGAGGAAGAAAAGAAAAUCUGUUACUCCUCACAGCCAAGAAGGGAAUUGGGGUGAAGGCCUCUCUUUGCAUUGAUCACGCUCCAAAGCCAUCGAACUGACUCUAAGGGCCCACAGAAAGACAAAGCCGGCUAAAACUACCUUCAAGCUCGUUUUAACUGCUUCCUUCUGCCUCAGACGUGGGCAGGGAGGGUCUCUUAAUAGGGUCUGUGCGGUUUUUUCUCUCUCAGCCAUAGCACCAAAAAGCCAACGCCAGCUGCCCAAGGCAGACCAGUAUUACAUCGCAGGUGAUCGUCAAACCUCUCCCAAUAGCACAUUCUCUCUCUACAACACAAUUGCCUCUUGUGCUUGAGGGCACCUACAUGCCUUCUGCUUGCAACCCCACUGGGCUUUACAUCCCAGAAGAGGAGGACGGCUUGCGUCCAUGGACUUUUCUCCAGCAGCUGUUCCAGCUGUGGGCCAUCCGAGUCUCAGAGGAGGAAGAGCCGCACUGUGAUGACCUGUACACGUGGGCCUUCCAAGAGUUGAAAUGUCCGUGCCUUCAGACGGGCGGAACCACUUUUUCGAAGCAGCACAACGCCCCAGUAAUUUGGGGGUGCGAAGCGCUGAUCAAAAAGUCUCUGCAAAGAGCCGGUGUCUGGAUAACAGGAAUACAGCGGAGGUUAGGAACUUUGCUAAAGGUGAAUCAACUUGGUCCAAAGGAAGCUUUGCAAGGAAUCACAGAGGACCGAGCGCAUCGGAAUGAGACUGUGCUGACGAGCAAACUGAGCAAUUAGGUCACCACUUCCCAGCUGGCCUUUUGGGGGGGGGGGGGCACAAAGGUACAGCCUGUGGGGUACUUCUCCCUGAGCCUGUCCCCUUGAAAUGAAUCAGAGGUCCCGUUUGUCCCAAAAGAACUGAGGCAUGAAUGUGCCCGGGGCAUUGGGUGUCAAGCAUCCACGCCCCUUCCUGCCUCUCCCGCUUUCUAAACCAGGGGUCCCUGACCUUUUUAAACCUAGAGACCAGAGUUCUGCAACCUGCAACUCUCCAGAUGCUCAUGGACUACAGUUCCCAUCAGCCUCUGCCAGGCGCCGUCUUGUAGGCCUUGGUGCAGAGGGGGCAUUGAUGCGGGCGCUCCGUCUGGUGGCUGAGCUGGUGCUUGCGGAGCUGCGCACGGUCGGGGAACUCCCUCCUGCAGUUGGGGCAGAUGAGUUCGCUAACCGAGCCACCGUAAGCGCUGGCCGUGUGGGUCUUCAGGUGACGCAGCACUCGUGGCACGCUGGGGAACGUCUUGCCACAAGUCAGGCACUUGUAGCGCCGGCCUGAUUGGAUGUAGCCGGCCUCUUCCUCUUCCUCCUCAUCCUCCUCCAACUUCACCUUCACGACUUCCUCUUCCUUGACCAUCUUUGGAGAGGGCGGUGCCUGAAACAAACAUGGAAAUUAAAGUCAUGGGGCCGGUCUUGCCAUGAUAGCAACCUCUGGCACACGAAUACACAUCCAACCCAGAAUACACAUCCAACAUUGAAGAAGAAGAAGAGUUGGAUCUGGCUGAUGGGGCUGAUGGGAACUGUAGUCCAUGAGCAUCUGGAGAGCCGCAGGUUGCAGAACCCUGCUAUAGACAUUGUGUGAGCCUCUGACACACUGUGGUGGGCAUGGCCACAACACAGCUGCCGCAGGGCACGGAGCCAGCCACAAAAUGGCAACCACAGCAAACCUUCAGAUGCUCGUGUUGUGGCGGCAGCUGCUUGUGUUGCUCGUGUUGUGGCGGCAGCUGCUGCCAAAGCCGUCUUUUAAAAAAUCCGCGCAGUCACUCCAAUCUCCAGCGGCCAAUCAGAAGCACCCCCUGGCCCCGCCCACACGCUACAAACAUGUGCCAGGAAAGGUGCCAGAGGGCCCACAGGCAACAUGUCGGGGGCUCCUUUUCUAAACAGAGAAGUUGCAGAUCAAGGUAUUUUAUGCACUGAACUCAGACACGGAUCAUUGUAAGCACCUUAAUGCUGGCCUUCAGUCCUCAGCUGUAUAUAAUUAUUUUUUGAAAAUGUUUACCUUUCUUAUUGUUAAAGGUGAAAAGGAUUUUUUAAAGAUGCAGCCAAACCAGUUUGAAGUGUUUUCCCGAUUUCCAAUAAUGACAGGGGGGAAAAAACAACUCCAGUGUAUUAUGUGUAUAUACUUUUGUAUGAUGGAACGGUUUUAAUGUGACCAUUUUUUUCCCUUUUGCAUCAUAAUGAUUAUUUAUGCUAUUAAUUUUAAUGACUGAAAAGAGUUGUGGGGGAGGGGGACUCUGCCCAGCCAAAUGCAAUAUAUGUAAAUUACUGUAUGGGGGAGGGUUAUGACAUUAAAAAAUAAUGUAAAUGGAAA
Molecule: messenger RNA, 5772 nt
Organism: Sphaerodactylus townsendi
Lineage: Eukaryota; Metazoa; Chordata; Lepidosauria; Squamata; Sphaerodactylidae
Gene: ITGA11
Product: integrin subunit alpha 11
Exons: 27
Coding region: 1-3423 (1140 amino acids)
Biological process (GO): cell-matrix adhesion; cell-cell adhesion; cell adhesion mediated by integrin
Cellular component (GO): integrin complex; external side of plasma membrane
Molecular function (GO): integrin binding
Source: RefSeq, a predicted model, not a curated record